GCCCUUUUGCUCUGUGAUUUAUACUUCGAUAUUGAAGCCUUAGUCUCUUUCGACUUUCCUUCAACCGUCUUAGUCAAUACCAAGUACGACGCUCCAAAGACAAGGAGACAGAUAGAGGUGGACCGUGAGGUUACGCCUCGAAGGCUUGGGUAUGGAUCCAUGAGUUGAAGAAAUGGCUCCCGUGUCAGAUUGGAGAUCUUCUCUUAGAGCAGUGGAUCGAUAUGCCAAUAUAGAAAAGCUGAAAAGAGCCAUCGAAGCCAAAGGCUUGAGCUCUACUGGUACUGCCCACAAAGCCGCCUUUGCUGCUGAAACUGAUGCCUACAAUACCUCUGAGUCCAGAGAAGCUUACGAUGCAGCUUGCAAUGCGAUCACGAGCCAAGAGCCGCCAACGGACGACUCCAGUUUCCUUCAGGAUCCCGAUGGUCCAGGAAUUACAAUAGGGCGGUUCCAGAACUGCCACCAUAUUGCGAGUGGUCUAGUUUCUGAGGUCUAUAAAUCUGAGGCUGUGGCAUUGAAAGUGAUCACCGAGACUCACAACGUCGAGCCCCACAACCCCGGGCGAGAAGUGAAGAUACUCCAGCAGCUAUCCCAUGCGUCAAUAAUCAAGCUCUCAGAGACCUGCAGAGAUCAAGAUGGCAGACUCGUUAUGGUCUUUCCAUUUAUGCCUCUCACACUUGCAAAGAUCAUCAGUUCAGGACCAGUCUCUCCUGAUCUCACGCGGAGAUGUUUCCACGACCUCUUCUCGGCUCUCGCAUACCUUCACGGGGAAGGUAUCAUACAUCGGGAUGUUAAGCCAUCCAAUCUCCUGCUGGCUUCUCCCAAUGGACCUGCAUACCUCUCAGAUUUCGGCACUGCCUGGCAUCCUACUCUCUCGACCAACGAGCCAGCUCAUCACAAGAUUCUAGAGGUCGGCACAACGUGUUAUCGCGCUCCUGAAACAUUGUUUGGUAACAGAUCAUAUGGUUCUGGUAUUGAUAUGUGGGCUGCGGGUGUAAUGCUUGCUGAGUGUGUCCAAACACCACCCAAAGCUCCCUUCGAAUCGAGGGAUACGUCAGAGGACGGAAAUCAGCUGGGUUUGAUCUUGAGUAUCUUCAAGACUAUAGGUACGCCGACAAAGGAGACGUGGCCCGAGGCUGUAAAUUUCAGCACACCUCCCUUUGAGUGGUAUCAAGAAUUCCCAGGGCAUUCGUGGGAUGAACUAUUGCCAAACGCGGACGAGGAGGCGAAAGAUUUGAUUAAGAAGUUAGUGCGCUAUGAAAGUGGAUCGAGGUUAACAGCUAUCCAGGCUUUAGAACAUCCGUACCUGGCAGCAAAGGGAUAAAUUUAGAUUCUAGAUUUAUGCAGGAAUCGUCGUCAUUCUUCUUGGAAUACUAUGACUUUUUCCAGCCAUUUGACAGAAAUUAGAUCAUCUGGAUUACCAUGAUGGUUUUAAUAUUUGAAGUAACGGCUAUGGGUGGCUAAGGUAUCUGGAUAUCGUCAAUGUUUGGUGUGAUUCUAGUGAUUCUGGAAAUUGACGACCAGCUUCUCUCAACAACCACAUCUGACAUCCUUGG
Amorphotheca resinae ATCC 22711 is the source of this 1553-nucleotide messenger RNA. RefSeq lists its product as hypothetical. Gene Ontology annotation, molecular function: ATP binding; cyclin-dependent protein serine/threonine kinase activity. The transcript has 4 exons. NCBI's taxonomy places the organism in Eukaryota, Fungi, Ascomycota, Leotiomycetes, Helotiales, Amorphothecaceae. Gene Ontology annotation, cellular component: nucleus; cytoplasm. Bases 173 to 1321 code for a protein of 382 amino acids. Gene Ontology annotation, biological process: protein phosphorylation. The record is from RefSeq and is a predicted model, not a curated record.